ACGUCACUGCAGGCAAUCAGAACGAGCUUAGCGAAUGCAACGCCAAUUUUAGACGGGAUCGUGUAGAGAGUAGAAGUGAAAGGAUUGCCCCUAAAAAAAAGCGAAAAAGCACAUCAAACUCGGAAACUGAAGGGAGCGAAGGUACAGCAGUAAGUCAGACUACGACGGAAAAUGAAGACAGUGGAUUAGUAGAGUCUAUUGUUAAGCGAGUGAGGCAGAGGCGUAGCUGGGCAGAGUUGAACCGGUCUUUUACUUGCUCGUACGAAGGAUGUGACCGUAAAUACGCAUCGAAUCAUGCCUUGACAUUGCACGAACGUAAAAAGCACGAGAACGGAGGUGUCUUCAGUACUUUACGGUCAGUGCCACAACAUUGGUCACAUUCAAGUCAGCAAUUGCAAGCCUCUCAGCAGCACAGCAGUUCACAGAAUUAUGGAAACAAUCAACAUCAUAGCAACGUGCCCAAUGAAGUGUAUAGUUCGAAUAUAAGCCAACAGACUACACAGUCCAGCGAAGAUAGCUCGUCGCCGCACUCGCAGCAGCGAGAUUCACGAUCAUCUAUUGCCCUUCCGACUAAAAACAGACCCCAAAACAAUUCAAGACAACUAACCACACAACACAUAAACUCACAGACGGCCAGAAAUUCGAGAGAUGGAUAUGGCAGGCCAUCGUUUGCGCCUCAGGCUGUAUAUAGAGCGCCAUUUUGUUCACAGACGACACAGAAUGCGGGAGAUCUAGAUGCCAGACCAUCAAUAGCGCACGGGGAACUUUCAUUUGCAGAACAUCAUUCAUUUCUUAAUGAAAAAUGUAAUCACGAUAGUGAAGCGCAAGAUAGUGGUGAUGGACGGCAGGGAGGCAGAAAACAAGACAACUACCAGUCGCGUAUGCAAGUGUCUCAACUUGCAUUGCAAUACUCAGGCGAGCCACAGAAUGCACAACCGCAGUACGAGACGUAUAAAGGGUAUGGGGAUAGUGGGACAGCCCAGCGACCUCAGCAUGGCAAUCUAAAUUGGUACUUAUCUUUGUUGAACAAUACUGUGUGCACAACGAAUACGCAGGAGAAUUUGUCACGGACCUUGUCAUUGGCGAAUAAUGCGAAGAUGUCGAUAGGAAAUCGAACAAUGAAGCAAGGUGGGCACGCAUGGAAUAGAGGUGACAAUAAUCUACGAUGGUUCGGUUGAUUCCGAACAAUCAUUGAGGUCGGUAGAACAAAUAUACGCAAUAGAGUUAUCUACUAUCCUAGGCGGGAGGGCACCUGUUGAUCUGAUUUCUUCGGUGUCUGCUCCUAUUCAAGCCCUAUUUUAUCCUCAAAAUGGCACAUUUCAGAUGCAGAGACAUUAAAGCGUCCAGCAGGAUUCUCAUAUGCAAGAAGAAUACUGUAGGUUGAAUUCUUUUUUUAUUGAAGCCGUACGACACAAUGCAUAGUUCAACACCUUUCGGAAUACAGUGUCCACCGACACUUGUUAAUAAAGAAGAUGUCCGUGCA
Molecule: messenger RNA, 1483 nt
Organism: Sphaeroforma arctica JP610
Lineage: Eukaryota; Ichthyosporea; Ichthyophonida
Exons: 1
Source: RefSeq, a predicted model, not a curated record